AUGUCGCUCUACGAUGGAGUCGACAUCGACGGUGUGCCAAUGCAAUCAACUGCCACGGAAGGAACCGACAUUACCAAGCUUUGUAAGUUAUCUUAUGGUUUAUUUUACUUCAAGGUGUAGUCUUUUGCAGCUAACCGGCAAUUAAUAUAAAUCUGUAGCAUUCGUAAACACAACUCUGUUGAGCGAAAGUGAUUCAGAUUUGAAUAACUCGUGAGUCAUGAUCAUACAGUUCGAUUUGAUAAAUGGAAACUUUAGAACAAAGGCAUAUCAUUUGGACUACGUACUGGCUGAUAAGGAAAGCACAGACACGUUUUUGUUGCUCCAGACUGGAAAUUGAUACGCCAUAAACGCGCGGAGGUCAGGGAAGGUAACAGAGAUCAAUACUUGGGUUCCCCCCCUAUCUCAGGUUGAACGAGUGUUAUAAUUACAUUUAACUGAAUGGUGUGUUAUCUUGAUUUUACCUUGAUAUAACAGAAAAUUCUCAAAACUAAUUUAAAAGGAUGUUUAUGGCAGCGAGAAGAGAAAAUAACUGAUAAGUUCUUGAGAAAUAAAGAGAUAAAAUUUCUUGCAGCUGGCUGGUCCUCCAGUUACAAACUUCUACAGACUCAGCUACAAAGAAAGAAAGUUGCUCAAACAAGACCAUUACCAACAUCUGUAAGUUGUUUAAAUGCUAACAAUCAAACCCUUUAAAACUUCCUCUCUCCUUGUGGCACAGUCUUUGAUUCCUGUUAUGUUCUUGAAUCAAUCUAUCAACGUUUGGUUUUGGCAACACAACUGGGGUGACCAGAAACAAUUUUCCUAUGCUUCUGUCUCAAAGAAAGAAAUCCUGAAGUUGUGAACAAAUCUAUCAAGGAUUUACCGAGGCUGUCCCCAAAAACUGUUUGACUGAAUUUCCCAAUAACAUUGACAUAAUAUAUCAGCAAUCUUUUGGUCAAUAUGUGUGAGAAUUGUUUGAGUACGUAGAGGGGAAGUUUGUUUUUGAGCACUCUGAAGAUAGCUGGUUGGAGUGUUUGAAAACUGUUUUUAGCCAUUUCAAGGUUGAUGAAGUUUGUUGUUCAGUCCUUCCACUUCCAUUGUGAAAUUCUACACUUUGAUUAAAAGUCUCCUUAUCACAAUUAAGUUUCUUCUUCUGAUUUUUGAUUUGUAAAUAUGCUUUGUGUUACAGCGAACAAAGGCUGUAAAUCAAGUGGUCCUGGGCAUCAAGAGAACAGUUGAUGAUUUGGAGGUUAUUGUAAUGUUUUUUUUUGUUUUCUUCUUACAUGCAUCUUGCUAACUGAUUUUGAGGUUUAUGAUGCAAGUUAUGGUCCAUGUUUUUUUCUGCUUGGAUUUUAUGGCUCAUUGUUUUAAUUUUUUCUCUUGUUCUUUGUAGGAUUCUACAGCAUCAGAUAUUGAUGGUAGAGAAAUGCUGGUAAGCUUUAUACCUCUCAUACCUCUUUCUAAUCAUUUGCUAGUGCUGUACUAUAGGUUAUGGACUGAGUUUUUGCCCCUUUAAUUUAUGGUGCAAAGGCACAGGUCAUAAAUAGUCAAGGAAAAAGAAGAUCUGUAACGUAUCUUACAGUGCAAGAGGACAAGGUUAAUAUGAUGUUAGUUGUGUGGCUGCUGUGUGUACAACAGAUUCCAGGAAACAAUUUUUGGUCAUAGUAAGAGCUUCAAAUUGACUGAUGAUCAUUGAAGAGAGGCAAGGUGGAGAAUCCUUGUAAAGUUGUCAAAACAUUCUUAUAUCCAGUUGAAAGAUAUUAACCUUCAUUAGCCAGUGAGCCCUAUGUCAAAUUGUCAAUGAAUAAUGAUUUUUAUUAAGUUUAGUAGGCCUUGCAAAGGAGUAAUGCCAGCUUCUAUCAUAUUAAUUCUUUUCUCAACCCUUGAAUUCCCUGAAGUGAUUAACAUGUAAGCUCUCCCUAUAAUAUCCAUAUAAUAUCCAGUAAACAGGUAAUGAGGAAGUUUUUAUCUUGAUCUAACACCAAAUUCUCAUAACUCAGUACCAAGAAAUUGUGUAGCAGUUAGAGGGGUGAAUCAACAAUCAGAUCUUGGGAUUUAAAGGGUUAAAACAUCUCUAUCUAACUCUAUACUUACAAAUUUUGAUCUUGACUUUGAUAGAGAUAUUUAAAACCAUACUUCAAAAACUCAUUAAUAAUUCAUAAGCCCAUUAACCUAUCAAAUGGUAGAUAAUACAUCACGUGCAGUGACUUUAUAUCGAUAAACCUCAUCCUUAUUAGUAUGCGGUGUUUUAUCAGAUAUAAAGACACUGCACAUGACUUAUGAAUAUCAAUUAAUUAUCAACACAGAAACUGACACAACAAAUGGUGGGAACAUAUUUAAUGUUCUUUCAACAAAUUUCACACAGUAAAUUUACUUUUGCACCAAAUUAAUAGUACAGUUGUGAAAUACACAUCUGGAAAAAUUCUCUAUUCCAUUAGUACAGUAAUCUGGUAAAGGCAUAUUAGACAAUACAUCAUCUGAAACUUCGAAUUCAAGAUCAUGUUUUUCUCGUAUGCUAAUUUCUAACGUUCACAAAAGCAUAAUUGUUAUGAACUCUCUUGACACGCGCUUUUCCAAGAGUGUUUUUGAAGCCGUUCAAAAAACUUGCAGCACAUGUUUUAUCGGGUCAAAAACCACUCGGCUACGCCUCAUGGUUUUAAACCCGAUAAAACACUCCUGCUCGUUUUUUAAACAUUACAUAAUGUGAUCAUCUUUUCAUUUAUUUUGCAAGGAUACUGACCUCCAAAAGGUCCCAGAACCCUUCACAGAGACAGAAGCCUCACUUGCUGUUGUCAUCGAUGAAUAUGAUCCUUUAAGACCAAAUGAAUAUGAGUUGGUCAAACAAAAGUUCAGAGAAGAGAAAGAAAAUGAGAGAGGAGACAGAGGUGAAAGGUCAGAGAGGACAGACAAUCGAGAAAGAUCACGAGGUGACCGUGAUUAUGAUAGAGGAGAGAGGUAAGGUGGUAUUCCAACCAACAGUGCUUCUCUGUGGAAAGAAGUUAAAAUGAUUCCAGGUGAAAAUGAUUUCAAACUAGAUUGAAUUGUAUUUCCUUGUGGUCAAGGAUUGUGGUUAUUUAACUGGAACAAAAUAGUUAAUAAAUCAAUAUAGAUUCAAAUAACUUUCAAUUAAAAAAAAAAUUAGAUUCAGUUUAAACUACAACACCUACUGGUAGGUUAAUAAAUAUAUAUACAGUGCAAGUGUAUGCAAGACUUUUGGCUCGCUCUUCAAACUUUCCUGCAGAUGAAGAAAGACUUGUACAGUAGCACAAGAGCAUGCUUUCAGGCUACUAACCAACAUACACUUUUUCUUGAAAGACACAGAGAUCGUGAGCGUGACAGAGACCAUGAUCGGGAGAGAGACCGUGACAGGGACCGGGAUAGAGACCGCGACAGAGAUCGUGACAGAGAUAGGGACAGAGACCGGGAUCGAGACUACCACAGAGACAGAGGAAGAGACAGAGGAAGACGCAGGGGUGAUGAUGACGAUAGUUAUGGCAACCAGCCUCCACGUCGAGGAUUUCCUGGGGGAGCAGCCAUUGCACCACCCCCAUCUCUUAUGCAGGAUUCAGCACCAGGUAAUCAAACCUAGAAUAUCAAGGGAAUAAGUAAAAGUAGUAUGAAAUAAUUAUGGUAUGUAGGGAAAAACCAGAGUUGUACUCUAACCCUAACCUAACCCUAUACCUUGACAAUUCCAUUUCUGAGGCUUAAAAAAAAAGCUUAAAAGGCCUAAAUUGGAAAUAGAAAGUUAUAAAUAAUUUGAUUUUCUUUUAUGUAUUUGAGAUUGUUGUUUUGUAAAGCAUAAGGAAAUCUUUCCCUUCUAGUAUCAAAACUUUUACAUAUAAGAAUUUAUGAGGAACGACCUUCUGAAGGGAAAUCAUUUUGGUUGAGAUUCUGUUGUCUCAAAUAUUUGUGUAUUUUACAUUUCUUACCAAAUUGGGCCUUUAGAAAAUAUAUUUUUUUGUUCUCUUAGUAGAGCAAGCUGCCCAACAGUGGCCAGUGUCCAGUGGAGCAGACUUUAAUUUUGCAUCUGAAAAUAAACCAAAAGCUGGUGGCUUUUCUGCCAGGUGAGAUCACAGUAACUAGUGGUGAUGGGUUUAUGCUCUAAAAAUAAUAGACUGCUUAAUGGAAUUUUUUUCCAUUAAUAAAAUAUAUCACUUAAAACUGUUUACAAAAUUCUCAAUUGCAAUUAGUUAAAUACAGCUGGUUAAGGUAACAUUGUUCAAUCUCCCUUACAGUCCUGUUGCAUCUCAGAUUAUGGCAAAAUAUGGUUGGAAAGAUGGCCAAGGUAACUUUAUGUUUUUUGUUUUUUGGUGUUGUUUGCUUUUGUUGUUUGCAAAUUGUUUGCACCUUGGUAUGAACUUUGUUGUCACUCAAAGAAGGCAAUUCUUAGGUGAGAUGAAAAUAAUAAUAUUUGGAAAAAGAAGUGAUGGGUUUUAAACCCCUGGCACCCAAGAUUUGUGAAUGCUUAAUAGUGAAAUUGUCUUUACAAUUUUAAUAGACAGUCAAACGCAAGAAAGAAAAAAUUUUCAGCCACAGAUACUUCCUUAGAUAAAACAGCUAGUUAUCAAGCUAGUCUUAGUGGAAAGAAUUUACUAGUAAAUCUUGGGAAUUAAUAGUUCAAUUCUUUAGGGAAGAAUUAGAGGAAUUUCUGUUUUAAUUUAUCCAAGUUUGAGAGUGAUUUUGCAAUAGAAAAUUGAUGAAGCCACCUUUUAUUUAUUUUCAGGUUUAGGAAAACAAGAGCAAGGUAUUAACACAUGUUUGCAAGUGGAGAAAACCAGCAAGCGAGGCGGAAAAAUAAUCAACCAAGACAAAGGUUUGUAUUUGAUUCAUUAUCAUUUCUGUUAAAGAACUAAAGAGGCUGUGGCAUAAAAACCAAACCCAACAUAAUCACAGUAGCUAAUCACGACAAAGGCACGCAACUCAAUGAACCAAUGAGAACUCAAGGUAAAUUCACGUGACGGUCUAAAGCGCGGGAAAACGCGUGUGACCAAGUCGUAGCUAUUUAUAACCUCACAUUUAAUUGGUUGAGAACUUGGAGCGAGAUUUAUGGACCAAUCACAAACCAUUGUAAAGCAAAACUAGUGCAAUCCCCGAUAACGUCUUUUAUGCAAAGUGUACGACUCAGCCUCAGCAGCUGCGAACGGUGGACCAAAAUACUUUCCUGUCCUUAUACUUUCUGGUAUCCCAGAUAUUUUUUCGCCAUGUGUGCCGCUUCUACCAAAGUUCUCAGUUGUUUUGCCGCAAGUUGCUCUAAGUGCACCGUUAUAUCUAUUAAUUCUCCCAAAUUUUGAAAAUAGGAAGCUUUAAGGAGACUUGAAAUGUUCAAUGAAAGAGUAAAUACCUUUUUGAUCAACAGAAUCAAAAGCUGCAAUGCAAGAAGCAGAACCAGUUACCAGCGUUAUGAGGAACCCAAGCAAAGUUGUUGUUUUGAGGGUAAGUAGCAGUGUUUUUUGGCCUUUUUAUGGAAGUCUCUAAGUAAUUAUUUCAGUUUUUAUUUAAGUGUCGAAAAAUCAAAACUAAAGUUUUCCCAGCGACCCUAUCAGAACAAAGGAUUACAUCAUCAAUAGCCAAUGAAAACUCAAAGCGAUGACAAGCAGAUUUCUUGAAGCGCGGGAAAACGCGGGUGACCAAGUCGUGAUUGUUCGUAGUUUUACAUCUCAUUAGUUGAUACGAAGGCGCUGGAACAAUCUCAAAGCAAAUCGAAGUAAAAACAAAACAAUCCUGGAUGGCUUUCGACAUUUAAUUGUAAAUUGCUUUGUUCUGUGGUUUCCUUCACUUCGAAUUUUAUUACGCGUGUUGCAACAUUUCAUUUGGAUUAAAAACGUUCGUCUGGUUUUCAGAAUAUGGUUGGUCCGGGAGAAGUGGACGAAGAGCUACAACCUGAGGUCGUGGAGGAGUGUAACAAGUAUGGUGAAGUUGCCAAAGUUGUAAUAUAUGAGGUGGGUGUCUGAUAUUAAUGGUUAAAUUUCCUGUCAGUUUUACAUGGUAUUCUUACAGGCAUGUAAUUAUAGAAAGAUACUGAAAAUUUGAGUCCUAACUCAUCAAGAUGGUCCGAGCUUAAGACCUUCCGAUUUUACUAUCAAGUACCCGUUCUUGUACUUCUUCGAAAUAGGAAAAUGAUGAGAUUUCACAUAUAAUCUUUCAAUUACGAAUUAUUAUUCAUUUUUUCUUGGUUUCGUCGGUGUUUCGCGAGAUUCAGCAGAGAAAUGUGACAUUAAACAACGCUUUUUGAAACAUUCCGUCGAUGUUUUGCACUUUUUCUGGGGCCCUUUAACAAAACUGUAGCGUUUUGCAGAAUUUAUGAUUCGCGCAAAUGACACUCUGGGGAGCAAUAUGACAAUUUCUAAAAUUUAAGAUAGUACGCGCUCUCUCAUUGGUCUACAGGUGUGUACAGAUGAGAGAUUCAUUUAUGAUUCAUCGUUUAACAUUUUCGCUUUGUUAUUGGAGGCAGGUGUGAACUUGUUCUAGAAAAAAUUCAAUUUGUUUUCCACACCUGGACUAUGAAAGGGCACUUGAAGUGGAACUGGUGCUCGUAAUUUACUCUUCCUGAAUUUUCUAUAAACAAAGUACCAGAGAAAUGCUGUAAUCAUUUAUUCGCCCGCAACUUGCUAGAUGUAUUAUUUAAUAUUCAAAUAUGACGUAUUUUAAAGUUAAGGUUUGGUGUAUUCAUGUGGAGGUUUUUUCCGUCGUGAUUCUGGGGCUAAGUCGGCUAUAAGAGAAAAGCAUGAAAAAGCAUUGGUUCACUCUGAAUAAAUGUGUCGAUGGAGAAGCUGGCAUCGCCCCAAUGACAUAAAGUUAAGGAAAUGAACACUCUUCCUCAGGGUCUGAGGGGCACGCGCAUUUGAAUGGUUCCGACUGAAACUGUGAAAAGGUUUCAAAUGAAAAUGUUGUUUUUAACUUCACUGAACACGAUUUAUUCAGUCGAUUCUCCCGUUUUUAGGGUAACAUAAGCAAAGACAGGGCAUAUCGAACAAAAACAUGAUCUUACCUGACGGAAAUGUUUUGUUUAUUCACGUGCAAUCGUUAAAUACAUAUUCGAAUACUGGUUCAAAGUAGAAAGCGGAAAAAUAUUAAUCAAUUACUUUAAGUAUGUUAUUCUAAACGACAAAGACUAAUGGAUGUUAUUUCUUCUUCCUGGUAGAGGAUAAAAAUUCUACAUAGCUCCUAUUUACAUUGUAAUUAAGUUUUUGAGUUUGCGAGGGCAAUUAUACUUUGUCAAUAUUCAAUUAUUUCCCAGUCUGCUAUGAUACUGAAUUGUAGACGAUUGUUAUCUUUGAAGCCUGUUAUUAAAGUGAGAGACGAUGAACCUACGAUCUACCGAUUAGUACUUAGAGUGCUCUACCACUGAGAUAUAGGAGACUCAAGGCAGUAUUGGCGGUUUAACUAGGUUCUACUAAACUUUUGUUUAAAUAUGAACGGUAUUUAUGAGAUUCUGGUGUUUUAAAAACACGGAAGUCUUUUCGCAUGAAUACAGGCAACCUUGAACUACAAACAAAAGCAAAACGCCUUGGCUGUGUUUUUUACUGCCAUUCUCACUUCUCUGAUCUUCCAGCAGUAAAGAAAGGGAUUCAGAGAUGAAUUUGAAUAAACUAAAGUUGCCGUAAACAGCCAAAGACCAUGAAUUGUUUUUCCACUAAGCACUGUAUGUCUCAAUAAUGACACAGUUAAGAAAGGGGCAUAGCAUGCUACUAAAGUCAACUGCAACCAGAAUAUACUGGAAACUACUUUCUUAUAUUGUACGAUAUUCAGUCGAACUCUUUCUUGAAUUCUUCGCUUUGGUAAUACUUUUGCUGCCCCUGCUCUUAAACAUCUUCCAUCUGUCGCUCUUCCUGUGCCUUCUACUUCUGCGCCUGCUUCUUCUUCUGUGUCUCUACCUGCCCCUGUCGUUUCUCCUACUCCUUCCUCUGUGGCUCUUCCUGCCCCUUUCUCUCCUCCACCCACUUCUUCAUCUUCGUUUGACUGUCCACCCCCAAAGCUCUCUUCUACUGCAGCCUGAUUCCCCUGUAGUCUCAGGUAGAUCUUUACGUAGCAAAACACGGAAGUAACUAAAGAAACCAAUGCGAUCAUUAAAACGAAAAUAUGUGAAAUCGUUUGACUCCAGACGUGAACCAAUCCACAUGAAACAGCAGUUACCCAGCAAAAAAGUAUAACAACUUGAGCUCGCUUCAGAGUCACAACCUGUCUGUAUUUUAGCCUUAACAACAGGACAAGAAGUCUGUCCACACUGAUUGCUGUCGAUGUCAACACAGACACUCCACACAACACAUAACUGGAGAUGUAAACAACCCUGCUCAAGUGGUACAAAAGAUCUAAGUCGGUGUUGGCAAGAUCAAUGUUAAGUAUUAUGUUUGCUACGAACAAAGGCUGCGAAAAAAGACCCACACAAAGGUCGGUAGUUGCCAGACACGCAAACAGGAGCUUUGUCACAGGAUGCAGAGAGGAAACUUUAUAAAUUGUCAACAGGAUCAGAACAUUACCCAGAAAUGCGGUGAAGGAGAGGAUAAUGUUGAAAGUGAGGAGAGAUGUUAGGACACCAAUUGGUAAUUGUAAUGAUAUGCCUGUAAUGUCGGCCAUCGGUGUUUACGUUCAGACGUCUGGCUCUGUCUUUCCUUCUUUUUUCAGCAAAUGAACCUUUUACGGACGAUAAUUAUUUGGUAUAGGCGUCCUGUCGCAGUGUUGCCCAAUCAGCAGUUGCUAUUGGAUAAAAAUGCUCCACCCCGAUGUUUCACUUGACAAAUAUUGCAGCGUCAAUCAGAUCUGUUUUUAACUCUUCCGCUUUUUAACUAUAUUUUUCGCGAUUUAUUAAUAUUCAAUGAGCAGUGUAGCCUUAGGGUGCUUAGUAAAUUUGUAAAAGCUAUCAUCGUUCAGGUGUGUUGUCGACAUAAACAUAUUAGUAUAGGUAAAUAAAUAGGCACGAGUAAAUUUUGUUAAAGACUAACAAAAUUGAACGAGCCCGUAGGGCGAGUGUAAUUUGUGGUCUUUGAAAAAAUUAGCAAGUGUUAAUAAUAUACACGGAAAAAUACAAGAUGGUUUGUCCUAAUUAUGAAUAAGCAAAGUGCGCUUAUCAAGUGCAAAAAUAAUUUAUUCAAACCGUGAGUUCGGUCAAAACCACCGCGUACGAUCAAAACAAUAGUAUGCAAUGAUAUCUUCACAUCUUUAAGGUACAAAAAAGUUCAAAGUCUGGCUUAACAGUUCAAGGAACUGUUCAGUCUGUGUCCGAAUCACUUUCGAUGAAAUGGAAUCGUCGUUUCCGAGGUUUAACCAUGUUUGUUUUUAAUUUCUGCGUUGGAUCGCUCGAGCAAAGUGUUAGGCAGGGUCGGCUCGUAAUUUCGAUUUCCUUGGCAAUUCCCUUCUCUAAACACCACGUUUUCCAAACCGACAACCGAAAAGCAGUGCUUUUUACAGUUUUUUCGUUGUUUGAGCUGUUUUUCAGCUGCGGUGGCGAAAGAAAACCUACUUAAAACGCCGGCCAUUGUUUCGCUCACAAAUUUUCAAAUGUUCAAAUUUUGUUGCGACAUCUAAGGCUGGCAUUUGAUUGGCUAUCUGUGAGUUUCUUUGAUUAUUGACCAAUCAGAAUAUCUACUUUCUUUGCACUGAAUUAACCCAUUGAAUUAACUCUCCUGCACUAAAUUACCUGAAAACUGCAUUUAUCUUAACCAAUCAGAACUGAGUAACUUUUCCAUGUAUAUUAUUAAGUCGGAAAGCCGUUAGUUAAGCAGAAAAAACAAACAAACAAAAACAAAACAAAACAAAAAAUACGAAAAUUGUCAUAUUUGCACUACCUGUCGGAAGUAUGUUUAUCGUUUAUUUUUUAAGGAACCAGUCAUUUUUCAUCGCCUUGGGGGUGGGGUGGAGGAUUUUUGGGAGAAUAUAUGGCUCGAGGGGGAACGGAGGGGGGAUCAUUUGUCACCAAAAGAGUAUUAAGGGGGACUAUAGAAUAUUGACUGCCGAUGAGGAGGGAGGGGGGGUCACGAGAAUAUUAGAGAGCCUUAUUGGGGAAUCAGGUAAAUUUUAUCAUGACAUAGCUCAAAUCCUCCAAACCCCCCCCCCCUCCUGCUCCUAGGCGAUAAAAAAACGGUUUAGGUGUCCUCUCUACAUUUUCAACUUGCAUUUUUUUUCUGUCAGUUUCCCCAAGGAGUUCAGCCUGACGAGGAAUCAGUUCGCAUUUUUGUGGAAUUUCAGCGGGUUGAGUCUGCGAUAAAAGGUAUUUUAACACAGUUUUUUCUUGAGCAUCAAAAUAAACCUAGUAUUUCAUCGGUUUGCUUCAUCACUGAUUUGUUUCGAAAACUGCACCAUCUUCUCAACCAAUUAGACGCAAAGCUGAAACCAAUCGCGACUUGGUUAUCCGUGUUUUUCCGCGCUAGAGAUCAUUUGUGUGUACUACUUGGAGUUUUCGUGGGUUCCCAUGCGACAGUUUCUUAUGUUUUCAACGGUUGUUCAUGGUUCGUGGUGACGUCAAGCUUUGUUGUGAUUGGCUGUGGUGUUUUCCUUUUGUUUUGCGACACUCCACCGAAAGCGUCUUAAAGCUAAAAAACGCCUGGGCCCUGAUGUAUAAAGGGCGGAUAACACUAUCCAACGGAUAAACCGCUAUCCAGUGGAUAAGGGAUUGCAAAACGUUUCGCGCUAUCCACCGCAUAGAGAUUUAUCCAGUAGAUAGUGUUAUCCGACCUUCGAACAACCGGGGCCUGAUCUUUAGAUGACUCAUACAACCAACAAUUUCCCUCUUGACUUGAUUGAUUAAUUUUCCUCUCCAACUUUCUUUACAGCUCUCGUGGAUCUCAAUGGAAGAUUUUUUGGGGGUCGAACUGUCAGAGGGGCAUUCUUCAACUUGGACAAGUUCAGAAGACUCGAUCUAAUGGCCGAUCUCUAAUUCGGACAAAAGGCCGUAUGAUAAUUUAUGGAACUUGUUUAUUAGUCGACAUGAUUUCGAACUAGAAAUGAAGUGCCAUAAGAGAAUCAGAUACGAUUUCGUGGAGGAGUUCAAAUUCCAUGUCUAGCGCAUUGGCCAAAGUAGAAAACUUAACAUGUCUAUAUUUGGAAUUGCAGAGGAGUCUUGUUACCGACCCUCGUUUUUUCCCUCGGUUCAUAGUACAAAGCAUGCGCACGAAAAUCGAUAAACGCAACAAUUUCCUUUCCUUGGCCAACAGUUUUUGUUGAGAAUUUUUGUGCAGUUUAUCGAUGGAAGCGGGUGAAUCUUUCACCGCCUGAUGCUGCUUUCCGAACGGGCCCAAAAUAAUUGGAGAACGAAGUCAAGAACUUUGAUUUAACUCUCGCUUUUAACCCUUUACACCCUAACAUCAGCAUGCAAACUCUCCAUACUAUGCUCUGUACAUUUCCUACGGUGCUGACAAGGAGAAUUUGUUUAACAAUCAAGCGCUUCCUUAGUUAAUGAUCAUUUCCUUUAUUCUCGAUAUGGUGAGGAGAAAUUAGGUGUUAAUCACUCCAGGAAAGAAUAACAGUUGACAGACCUACACCCAUGUAAUUAAAAGCGCGUUUUCCUUGUUUGUUGUGUCAAUGCAAUGCUGCUGUAAAAAUUACUUAGAAUGUAUUUGCAUUUAUAAAUGCAACUUGCCAAGAAGAACACCUUAGUAUUCGUUUGGGAUUUUUCCUUCUCUCUCACAGUUCCCGUAGCCUCCCCGCGAGGCACCCAAAAAUGCAGAGUGCUGUG
Molecule: messenger RNA, 11644 nt
Organism: Pocillopora meandrina
Lineage: Eukaryota; Metazoa; Cnidaria; Anthozoa; Scleractinia; Pocilloporidae
Source: the annotation of a GenBank genome assembly